This is a messenger RNA of Symbiodinium pilosum, 474 nucleotides long. Lineage: Eukaryota; Dinophyceae; Suessiales; Symbiodiniaceae. The record is from the annotation of a GenBank genome assembly.
AUGUACGCCGAGCUCCGUGGCUGGUGCAAGGAGAACAAUGACCUGAAGUCCGUUGAGGUCUCCGAUGGCCAGGCACGCAUCCAGGAGCUCACAAACCUCGCGGCGGAGGCAAACGCCUCGGCCGUGAGCCUGGCGGCCGAGAUGGAGACAUUGGCCAAGGAGGUCAAGGAGGCCACUGCCACGCUGGACUCCGCUCGGGUCCUGCACGGUAACAAGGUUGACACCUUCAACGACAAUGAAAAGUCCCUCUACAAGGACAUUGAGGCCGUGGAAUCUGCCGCCACCGCCAUCAGCGGCGGCGAGGCAGCCUUGGUACAGAUGCCCGAGGGACGCCUCAAGGAGGUGAGCGCCAAGCUCCAGGAUGCCGUGACCAGGCGUGCCCAACGCCUCGACAACACGCUCUCCGUUCGGGACCACGAGCACCUCGAGGUGUGGCUUGUGGCAUUGUCGCUAAGCCACGCUCUUGAUAAAUAG